AUGACGUCAAAAGACAAGUACUCCGUCCUCCUACCAACCUACAACGAGCGCCGCAACCUCCCGAUAAUAACCUGGCUGCUCGCUAAAACCUUCACCGAACACAACCUCGACUGGGAGCUCAUAAUCGUCGACGACGGCUCCCCCGACGGCACCCAAGAAGUCGCGCGCCAGCUCCAACGCGCCUACAGCCCCUCACGCAUCCUCCUUAAGCCGCGCGCCGGCAAGCUCGGGCUCGGGACAGCCUACGUUCACGGCCUACAAUUUGCGAGCGGCAACUUCGUCAUCAUCAUGGAUGCGGAUUUCAGCCACCAUCCCAAGUUUAUCGUGGAGAUGAUACGGCUGCAGAAAUCCAAGAACUAUGAUAUUGUGACCGGGACGCGGUAUGCGGGCGACGGCGGAGUGUAUGGGUGGGAUCUGAAGAGGAAGCUUGUUAGCAGGGGAGCGAAUCUGUUUGCGGAUACGCUGCUCAGGCCGGGUGUUAGUGAUUUGACGGGGAGCUUCAGGCUGUAUAAGAAGGAGGUCCUUACGAAGGUUAUUGGGAGCACGGAGAGUAAGGGAUAUACGUUUCAGAUGGAGAUGAUGGUUAGGGCAAAGGCGAUGGGGUACAGUGUUGCGGAGGUGCCGAUUUCGUUCGUGGAUAGGGUGUAUGGAGAGAGUAAGUUGGGCGGGGAUGAGAUCGUGGAGUAUGCCAAGGGCGUGCUCAAUCUCUGGCUGAAGGUAUGA
Messenger RNA from Coniosporium apollinis CBS 100218, 723 nucleotides. Its product is annotated as dolichol-phosphate mannosyltransferase. Gene Ontology annotation, cellular component: endoplasmic reticulum membrane. NCBI's taxonomy places the organism in Eukaryota, Fungi, Ascomycota, Dothideomycetes. Bases 1 to 723 code for a protein of 240 amino acids. The transcript is spliced from 2 exons. Gene Ontology annotation, molecular function: dolichyl-phosphate beta-D-mannosyltransferase activity. The record is from RefSeq and is a predicted model, not a curated record. Gene Ontology annotation, biological process: protein O-linked glycosylation via mannose; GPI anchor biosynthetic process.